This is a messenger RNA of Pomacea canaliculata, 3831 nucleotides long. Its product is annotated as histamine H1 receptor-like. The transcript is spliced from 3 exons. Gene Ontology annotation, molecular function: G protein-coupled peptide receptor activity. The record is from RefSeq and is a predicted model, not a curated record. Bases 459 to 1931 code for a protein of 490 amino acids. Gene Ontology annotation, cellular component: membrane. Gene Ontology annotation, biological process: neuropeptide signaling pathway. NCBI's taxonomy places the organism in Eukaryota, Metazoa, Mollusca, Gastropoda, Architaenioglossa, Ampullariidae.
AUUCAAAAGGGUGAAUGAAUAAAAUUAAUGCCUAACAUCGAUGAAAGUGAUGAAAGCGGAUGUUUGCCGGCGUCCUUUGUCAGCAAGCUCACACAACCGUCCCAUCGUCCUUUGUUGUCGGCAUUAACCACCUGUUUACAGUCUCUCCCUCGAAUAAGCUUCCGUGUUUGAGGACAAGUGGGCCAAUGGAAUUUUCGCAGCUUUGUGAUGACAGAGGGCGACACUUGACGCUCACUGAGUAAAAGUGCUCUGUGCGAUCGGCGAUGUCCCAGAGAAUCUAGAGCUGCAUCCUUCCUUGAGUUUGUCAAACGGUUCAGUGCUCUGGUUGUGGCUUCAAAGCAGUCAGGGAGUCACCGACUUAAAUACUUUUGUGUAUGUGUAUGUUCUCACUUUGAAGUCACCUGUUUGUUGUCUUAAAGGGAUUUAGACGCUACAGAAAUUACUAGCUAUUAUCAGUGAUGGAUAAUAGAUCAUUCACCACCACCGAAUCAAGAAUGUUUAUAGAAAACACAACAAACAACUACAGCGGCAUUUCAGAAGAAGAGUACGUGCAAGCGGUCUUCGACAAGAUGGCACUGAACCUCCUGCCCACCGUGCUGGUUCUGGUCGUCAUCAUCGUUGGCGGUCUCCUCGGCAACAGCCUUGUCUUUGUCGUGUACUUGCGACAGUUCCGUCCUAGCAGCACCCGCGUCUUCGUGCUGGCCAUGAGCGCCUACGACCUGCUGACCAACGUCGUCACCUUGCCCAUGAUGGUGGUCAUCGUGCACCGUGCCUUCGUCAACUACGACCGCUGGUUCUGCAGCACGGCGCUGGCCUGCAUCAGCUUCUUCUCGGUGUGCACCGGGUGGAUCCUGUGCUUCGUGGCUCUGGACCGUCAGAGGCGGGUGUGCCAGCCGCAGAAGCAGCAGUUCAGCCCUCGCCAGGCCUGGCUCUUUGUUCUUCUCGCCACCGGCCUCUCGGCGCUCGUCACCUUUCCCUUCUUCCACCUCAAAGGUGUGCAGCGCGUGCGAGCCCCGGAUGCUGACGUCACGGUCAGUACCUGCGCUGUAGAGGACGCCUACCUUGGCACCCCUUUCUACACCGUCUACAAACUCUCCGUAGCUCUGACCUUCGUGGCAGCCGUGGCCAUGCUUGUAGUCUGCUACGUUUUGAUCGGGCGUCACGUGUGGCUGCAUACGCGUAAGCAGAGGGCGCUGCGGAAGAAGGGUGGAGUGCGGAUGGAGACGGAAAACAGCAGCGGAGGUGAGGGCGAGGUAGGGGGCGUCAGCAGCACCAGCAGCAAGCAGGACACGCACAGCACCGGCGUCAGCUCAGACACGGACUCUCCCUGCGGCAAGACACCGCAGUUGAAUACGCAAACCGCAGAGAAAGGCGCGCAGGGGCUGCAACCUAAAAUCGAGACGAGCUGCAAAUCGUCAGGGGAAGGUAACUCUCAGGUAUUGGGAAUCGCGGAGGACGUGGCCGGUUCGGAGACUGACCGGUCCUCCCACUCCGAUUCUGAAGUGAACUCUGCUCCCUCCUCCUACACCGACACGACCAAGUGCGUGUCAUCGAAGCCACCCAUCCAAUCAAAGGGUCUCCGCCCAGGGUCCCUGAGGAAAGUUGCUUUUCAAAGGAACAGACCACCAUCGAAGCGUUCAGCGAAAAGAAGGAUCCACCGCUCGAGGACCACCUUGACGAUGGGUGUGCUGACAGCCGCCGUCAUCAUCAACUACCUGCCUCACCUGGUUGUCAGAUACGUGCACGAGAAGCCAGGCUUCUUCCUGAACCCAGGUUUGACAGUGUUGUCGCUGAACCUCUACAUGCUGGCCAUGUGUUCCAUAUACCUCAACAGCGCCAUCAACCCCAUCACCUACAGCUUCUGCAACGCCAGAUUCCGCCUGGAGUGCCGGCAGCUGAAAAACAGACUGAAGAAACGACUAUUCGGCUAAUGGGCCUCGACUGUAGACUUUCUACACAUCUAAAUGUAUUCAUUCUCUGAGAGAGUGAGAGAGAGAUUUAGCUCAGUGCUACAUAUGUGUGUGUGUUGAAAUUUUUCAGAUUUUGGCAGACGCAGAACUGAAAUCUCCUGCUUGUUGAGUAUUUUUACAGCCCUUCGGUGACUAGAAUGAGACUGGCUUCCAUAUCUGAUUUUCUCGUGAGAUUCCACAGCCACGUCAUGACCAAUCAUAUCGCGACUUGUGAGAAUCCGCGGGAAAAGGUUUGCCAGGUAGAGUUACUCGGCCUGUUCUGAGACAAGCACAGUGUUUAAUACUUUCAUUGAUUUCAGAGAAACACGGUGAAAAUAAGCGCUUGGAAUUUGUGCCACACCAAUUCUGGAUACCCUGAAAGACUUGAAAACAGACAAGUAAAGUUCAUACCAUUUUACAAGACCUUAUCGUGACAAGGAGAAAUAUUUCAGAUGGAGAAAAAUUGGGCAGCGUCUGGUCAAUAACUACACCUUUUAUGUUUGUACCAAAGUAAUUCAAAUAAUUUACCACCAGUAUGUAAAAAAUGUAGUUAAAAAAUGUCAAGACAAAAAAAUGAGCAGUACUUGACAUGUGGUGAAGGACAAAUAUUGCCUUGAAUGUAAAUAUUUUCAGCUGUACAGCCUCCAAAAUGUUUGACAUCGUGAACAUAACGUUCCUAAAAGUAAAAAACUGUGUUCCCUUUGUCAGAGUAGUAAUGAGAGGUUAAGGAUUUGACAACUAAAGCUGUGUUUAACCUUACUUCUACUUGUCUAAAACCAGCUGGUUUUCUGAUAGAAGUUUGUCAGUGGGUGUCUCAAGACGGCUUAGAUUACUUUGAGAAUCAUUUUGAAUUGGUGGUUAAUUAGGAUAAUUGGUCUUCAACACUGGCACUGUCUAGGGUUUCCCUUCUUAAGAAGAUUAUGAUUUUCUCCACUCUUUAGGUCACUUGAUGUGUUUCCCAGAUUAGAAUAGCUGUUCCGUCCCCGUCGUGUUGAGCAGCUCAGUUGGGAUGAUGUUGUCAACGCCAAGUAACUUCCCUUCCUUCAGACUGUGUAAACUUUUUCCACUUCUGCUCGUAGGAUUGACUGGAUUACAGACUCACUGAUUCUCGUCUGUCUUUGAGAACAUUGGCUUCUCUAACUGUAGGUUAUACGGUGAUUUAUAGUGGAAAUGAAGAGUUGCUAAAACCACAAUAACUUAAGACUGCUAAGUCUUUCUACUCGGUUCCGGUGAUCUUGGAUAUCAAGUUUUCUGUAGACUGUGCUGUAAAAAUGUAUUUCACCAUGGAUAGUACUGACGACUACAUCAGGCUUGUUCAUCCUAAAGUCAAAGGUCAUUUCCUUCGUCUUUGAGGCAUUCAAAUCAAAGAAAUGUUUGUCACACCAGUAUUAAGAGACAUGAAGAACGUCACUAUGAACAUGUUCAUUAUCAUACAAGAGUGACAAAAAUGCAGUGUCAUAAGCACAUUUUAUAAAAGCUUCUAUCUACAGUGCUUCUGCAACUAUUAGUAUUAGUAUAUAGUAUAUAACUAUGAAGUGAAAUAUUUUGUUUUUAGUAGCUCAUGUAUUUUCAUUUUGAUCUUAUGUCAUGGACUGGACAAUUCAUGACAUUCAUAACCCUUACAUUAAAGUUUUUUAAAAUUUAAUUUUCUGUCUUCUGUGUUCUCCUCCUCCCUCCUUUGUUAACUCUCAAACCCGACUCCAUUCUAACAUAUCCACCUUUCUUUCCUUUUUAAUUUAUUUAUUUUCCAUGUAAGCAGAAGGGGUUUGAUCAAAGUAAAAGAUGUUUUGAAAGUCAUGUGAAAAUAGCAACUCUUGUCAAAAUAAGUUACUUUAAAAAAUCAAAUAAAGGAUAUUCAACGAGAACAGUUGUUUUAAAAUUA